AGAGUCUCUGUCAAGUAGGGCCAGAACCAGGCUGAAGUAGGAUGUUUUGCUAGCAAUAGCAAAUCUAGCUAACCAACGUUAAAUGACGAUUUAUGUUAUUGAGUGGUUAUUAUGUAGUUACGGGGUACGAGUGUAAUUUUAAUGUGAAUAUUGACUCUCCACUACCAGCUCACCCGAAUGGUUCAAGUGUUAUGUCAGCAAUUGGGCCGCAGGGACUCAAAACAACCACCUGACCAUUGGUAUAAUGGUGAAGUACUUCUUUAAUGAGACUGAUAUCAACAGUACUUGGGACCAUGUUACCACUGCAUUUUGGCAGAGGUAUCCCAACCCAUUCAGCACUCAUGUCCUCACGGAGGACGUUGUGUUCCGGGAGGUGACUGCAGAUCAUCAGCUCCGCACUCGCCGCCUCCUCUCCAAGACCAACCGCCUCCCCCGGUGGGCCGAGUGCUUCUUCCCCACCAACCUCUCCCGUUCCGUCUAUAUCCUGGAGGACUCUAUCGUUGACCCAGUCAGCAAAAGCUUCACCACUUACACUUGGAACCUCAAUCACACAACAUUAAUGACAGUGCGGGAGCGGUGUGUGUUCCAGCCUUCAGAAGAGAAGCCACACUGUACCCUGAUCAAGCGGGAGGCUUGGAUCUCCUCUGGCAUCUAUGGCUUCUCCAGGCCCAUUCAGGAAUUUGGGCUGGCACGCUUCAAAAGUAACCAGGUGAAGGCCAUGAAGGGACUGGAAUACGUGUUGACCAACAUGCAUGGAGAAGGACCCCAGUGGCACCUCAGGGACUCGGCAAAGGACGCACCUGGCAAGGCAAAGGGGGCUGCCAUGGCUGCCACGGAGAAAGCAAAGACAUUAGCUACUGCAGCCACGCCACAGAAGCCAAGCCAGUACGUGUGAGUGGGACAGGCCACUCUUGAUGGCCUUGACCUGAAGAGUACACACACACACACACACACACACACACACACACACACACACACACACACACACACACACACACACACACACACACAACACAAUUACACAUGCCCUUGCAUGUUCCGCACAGACAACAACACACACACACACACACAAAAACAGGUGUGCCUUCCCUUAUCAGAGCCUUAAUGGGAUCAAGCCUGUUUCAUCUUUAUUCCUUUCCUGUCUCCUGUCUUCAAACGUCUCCCUCCAUCUCUCGUGCUCUCCUUUAUCAAUAAUAUGACUCUGACUCUCAGGUACAGCACUGUGGUGCAGACUAUCUCCAGAGUGACUGCUCUCUGCCUAUUACCUCUUCUAUGCUCAAAGACAAGAAUGCACGAGACUCAUUUGUACGCACGGACGCACACACUUUAUUUCAGUGCAGAGGAAUGCACGAAGAAGGAAAUGUAGCUGAUGAGUAAAUGAAUAUACUACAACAAUAUACUCCAUUUUAUCAAGAAUGGGAUUCGUUUCGCGCAAAUUGUUCAAAAUAGUGUGUCAAUUUCAGCUUCACCAAUACACAAGCUGUGUAUGGUGUGGUGCUGCAUUCCACAAUGAUGGAUAUCACUGGAUUUUGUAAAAAAUGAUUUGUGAUUUAGGAUAGUAUGUAUUUUUUUUAAUUAAGCAUAUUGUUAAGGUUUGAUAUAAAACCACAUGCAUUGCAAUAUAUUUAUCUUUUUUACUUGAUAUUUUGCCAUGCCUGAAGGAUGUAAUAUUAUGGCAAUAGCUGGAUGAGGAUCUAAUAUAUUGUGUCAUGGCAAUAGAGUGAACAUUCACAAUAAUCUCUGGGAAACAUUUGGGGUACAUCUGUUUACAGAAAUGAGUAUGUUGGCAUAUUUAUUUGCAAGCAGACGUUUGUCUUUGUGUAGCAGGAAUAUGCAUUAGCAAGCGUCCAAGAGCGCACCAAUGUGGUCACAUUGUUUAAAAUGAAUUAGAAUGUGAUCUAAGGACUUGGACAGCAGCUUGCAUACUUAGAUCUCAUACAUACCAAAUGUGUGAAGAACGACCUGGUUAUGUGUUUUUGUGCAAAUCACCUAAUUUGGUAUUUCUUUCUGAACUUCAGUAAAAUCAGUAAAAUGUUGAAGUGUAUGUGUCCUGUUUUCCUUAAGGCUCAAACCAUAUCUGCUGCUUAUGAACAGCAGAGGGCGCCCAGUUGGUCUAAGUGUGUUCAGGCCAAGGAUGUAGACCUCCUUGGUUCAGGCUUGCACAGUCAAUGGAUUGGAAAAAAGGAUGUUUGGGGAAAUGUAUCGUACUGCUGCCUGUCAGAAUAUUAAUCACUGUUGUAAAAUUAUACCACGAUUUUUCAACAAAAAUGUCAACUGCAUUAAAACUUAUUUAUGUUGUCUUGAAA
This is a messenger RNA of Engraulis encrasicolus (European anchovy), 2306 nucleotides long. It is a transcript of the gene prelid1b, whose product is annotated as PRELI domain containing 1b. Gene Ontology annotation, cellular component: mitochondrial intermembrane space. Gene Ontology annotation, molecular function: phosphatidic acid transfer activity. NCBI's taxonomy places the organism in Eukaryota, Metazoa, Chordata, Actinopteri, Clupeiformes, Engraulidae. The transcript has 6 exons. Gene Ontology annotation, biological process: phospholipid transport. The coding region runs from base 245 to 895 and encodes 216 amino acids. The record is from RefSeq and is a predicted model, not a curated record.